Molecule: messenger RNA, 1075 nt
Organism: Opisthocomus hoazin
Lineage: Eukaryota; Metazoa; Chordata; Aves; Opisthocomiformes; Opisthocomidae
Source: RefSeq, a predicted model, not a curated record
AUGUCCGGGUUUGACGGCUUCAACACCGACUUCUUCCAGACGAGCUACAGCAUCGACGACCAGGCGCAGCCCUACGGGUACAGCGGGAGGCCGUACAGCAAGCAGUAUGGAGGCUAUGAAUACUCUCAACAAAGUGGAUUUGUCCCUCCAGACAUGAUGCAGCAGCAGCAGCCUUACACAGGGCAGAUUUACCAACCAACACAGACUUACACUCCAGCUUCAGCACAGUCCUUUUAUGGAAGUAAUUUUGAGGAUGAGCCUCCUCUAUUAGAAGAAUUGGGGAUCAAUUUCGACCACAUCUGGCAGAAGACGCUAACAGUGCUACACCCGUUAAAAGUGGCAGAUGGCAGCAUCAUGAAUGAGACUGAUUUGGCUGGACCAAUGGUCUUCUGCCUAGCUUUUGGGGCCACGUUGUUACUGGCUGGUAAAAUUCAGUUUGGUUACGUGUAUGGAAUCAGUGCAAUCGGAUGUUUAGGGAUGUUUUGUCUCCUGAACUUAAUGAGCAUGACGGGUGUCUCGUUUGGCUGCGUUGCCAGCGUCCUUGGAUACUGCCUGCUUCCUAUGAUACUACUUUCCACUUUCGCAGUUGUAUUUUCGUUGCAGGGAAUGAUGGGGAUUAUUCUCACGGCUGGAAUCAUUGGCUGGUGCAGUUUUUCUGCUUCCAAAAUCUUCAUUUCUGCGUUAGCAAUGGAAGGACAGCAACUUCUAGUAGCAUACCCCUGUGCUUUAUUGUAUGGAGUCUUUGCUCUCAUUUCUGUGUUUUGAAUAGACUGUCCAAACUGUUGGACUCCAGUGGGCCAAAAUGAAAACAUCGACUUGGAACAUUGAGUUGGACCAGAAGCAGCUGUGAACAACUGUAUAGUGUUGCUCUCACAAAACGUAGACCUGUUUUGAAUCAUCUGGAACAAGGAAAACAAAUGUCUCGUGUUCACUUUUUUAGGACUUUGAAUACUGUUUUCAAUUGACCUGAGGUGUCGAUAGCUUUAAUGAGUGUUCAUGCUUAGCAAGUUCAAGUAAUUUCUUUCCCAUUCCUGUAUCUUUGGAAAAGUAACUUUUGUUUAUUUGAGGAUUGGGG